AUGUCUCUCGUUCCAGAAACAGUUGCCCUAUAUGGGCUCGAGGUCCCUUGUGAUGGUGUGCCAGUGCCAGCUUUGCCCGACUUUCCUGCUACUUUCCGUAUCACCAUGGCUGCCAUCGAUCCCAGUGAACCUGCAGAGAUUGAGGAGACCCCUAACGGAACCACUCGUCCCCGAGCUACUCUGAAGAUCAUUCGCCAAACCGGGCCGUUCGAGGAGGACGAUUCUGAUGAUGAGGACGAUGAAGAUGAUGAGACUCUUCGGGCACUGUUAGCUGAGAGUGACUCUGAAGAGGAGAGCGACGAAGAUGAAGAGGAGGCCAACGGUGGUCCUAGCGACCCAACCAAGUCCAAGAAGGGCCGCAAGCAAGCCGCUCUGCAACAGAUCCUGGAGUCAAUCAAGGCUAGCGGUGAUUCUGACGAGGAAAUGGAAGAUGCCACACCCAAUGGCACCAAGGCAGACAAGAAGGGUAAAGCCAAGGCUACUAAUAACGAAGAAGAAGAAGAGGAGGAGGACUCGGAAUCCAGCGACGAUGAGGAAGGUAGCGACAUCGAGGUCGAAGAAUUCGUUCUGUGCACGCUUGACCCAGAGAAGAACUACCAGCAACCUCUUGACAUUACUAUCGGGGAGAAUGAGCGUGUCUUCUUCACCGUCACCGGCACCCAUACAAUGUACCUCACCGGUAACUAUGUGAUUUCUGAUAAUGAUGGUGGACACAACCACCAUCACGAAGUCUAUGAUUCUUCUGACGAUGAAGACGACGAAGACUAUGACUUGUCACCUGACGAGGAUGAGCUCGAGCUUGAGCUGGAUGAUGACGAGAGCGAUGACCUUGACGCACUGGAGAAUCCUCGCAUCACUGAAGUCGACUCUGACGAGGAGGAGGCACCAAAGCUUGUCGUCAAGGCUGAAAAGAAGGGCAAGGGCAAGAACAAGCGCUCUGCUGAUCAGAUUGAUGAGGGCACUUCUCUUGACGAUAUCAUGGCCAAGUCACUGAAAUCCGAGGCUGUGGAAGAGCCCAAGCUCACCAAGAAGCAAAAGAAGCUGAAGAAAAACAACGGCGAAGCUGCUCCAGUGACUCCGGAGUCAAAGGGUACAGACGCAAAGGAACCUACAUCGGCCAAGAGUGACAAGAGCGAUAAGAAGGUCCAGUUUGCGAAAAACCUCGAGCAAGGCCCUACUGGGUCUGAAGCUCCCGUCAAAGGCAACAAGGCUACUUUAGGUCCCAAGACCGUCAACGGUGUUAAGAUUGACGACAAGAAAAUUGGCUCCGGCCCAAUCGUCAAGAAUGGAGACAAAGUUGGCAUGCGCUACAUCGGUAAACUUGUUGACGGCAAGGUUUUUGACUCAAACAAGAGCGGCAAGCCAUUCGAGUUCAAGGUGGGCAAGAAAGAAGUUAUUCAAGGCUGGGAUAUCGGCAUUGUUGGUAUGGCAGCCGGUGGAGAGCGCAGACUUACAAUCCCCCCUAAGCUCGCAUAUGGCAGCAAGGCCAUGCCCGGACUGCCUGCUAACAGCACUUUGAUCUUCGAUGUCAAGUUGAUUAACAUCAAGAAAUAA
Molecule: messenger RNA, 1554 nt
Organism: Lachnellula hyalina
Lineage: Eukaryota; Fungi; Ascomycota; Leotiomycetes; Helotiales; Lachnaceae
Gene: FPR4
Product: FK506-binding protein
Exons: 5
Coding region: 1-1554 (517 amino acids)
Cellular component (GO): nucleolus; chromatin
Molecular function (GO): peptidyl-prolyl cis-trans isomerase activity; macrolide binding
Source: RefSeq, a predicted model, not a curated record